AUGGCAAACAAAAGAAUGCGAAAGCUAAUCCAAAAUAGCCAAAGACGAUCUAGGAGAGAAGAAUCAAGUAACAGAGGAGUUGAUGAUGGAAAUGAAUCACAAUAUACAACAUCCCAUUCACCAUUGGAGAUACAAAAUGAGGAGGUUAAUGAACAAGUUGAAAAUGAGGUCAUGUCUUCAUCCCAAAGUCAGCAAAGAAAACGUGGCAAGACUAUCAUGAGAGAUAUUCAUGCAUUACAUCCUGAUCAUGUGCUCGUUGUUGAAUUCAAUGAAAGGGGACAACCUUACGAUUGGAGAAAAAUGCCGGCAAAUCGCCUGAAUGAUGCAUGGAAACUUGUUACCGCACGUUUCUAUAUUCCCAAUCACCAUAGAAGAGUUAUAAUGCAAAUGAUGGGGGCCGCAUGGAGACGGUGGAGGACUGAAGUGAAAGCUACAUCUUAUGAUUCAAAUACUUCACUAGAAGAGCUUGUUGCAAUACAACCCAUUCCUCAUGGAUUGACACCUCAAACUUGGGAAGUUUUAUGUAACUAUUGGAAGUCUACUGAGAAAACUUCAAAAAUCAAUAGAGAAAAUGCAAACAAAAAGAAAGGGACUCAUGCACAGGGAUGCACUAAUAUUCCGUCAUUGGAAUAUAAAUUUUCUCAAGAGAAUGGUAGAAAACCAAGUCGUAUUGAAAUACAACAAUUAAGUCGGAGAAGUAGAAAGAAAGGAGGUGCCGCUAUUGACGAUGAGGCAAUACGAAUUGAGAAUUUACUUAAAGAGGCUGUAGAUCGUCUCCUCCAAGAUAAACCUGAAGGAACACAACCAUUGGAAGUUCAUGAGGAGGCAUUUCGUGAGGUUUUUGGACCUGAGCAUUCUGGUCGGGUGCGAUGUUUAGGAGCUGGUGCGCUACCUAGCCAAGUUUUCCCAGAGCAAUGUAAACGUACCUCAAUGUAUUGGCAAGAUUAUCACUCAAAUUCAGAUUUGACGGACAAAUUUAACGAAAUGAGAGAGAAAAUUAAAGAUAUGGAGUUGCGAGAAGCACAACGACAAACAGAAAUAGAGCUGAUGAAAAAACAAAUGCAAGAUAAUGAUCAGAUCCAAAAUUUUGCACGAGUAAUGUUAAGUAUGAUGUCGAGAAGUGUUGGGGGCUCUCGUGGACCCGAAUUAUUACCGGCACAAAUGGCAGCUAUGUUUGCAAAUAUUAUGCAACAACAAGUUCCAUCACGUGCGGAAGAAGAUAGGUGUAGAUCCUCCUCAUCACCAGAAACAGAUAAUAACUAG
Molecule: messenger RNA, 1263 nt
Organism: Zingiber officinale
Lineage: Eukaryota; Viridiplantae; Streptophyta; Magnoliopsida; Zingiberales; Zingiberaceae
Exons: 9
Coding region: 1-1263 (420 amino acids)
Source: RefSeq, a predicted model, not a curated record